AUGAGUGCCGCAUCCGAGACAGGUUCUCAAUGGGGUUGGCUAUGUCUGGCUGUUUUGGUCAUACUUGCCGUGAGAUACCAUUACGCUCCGUCUUCUGUCCUCCUCGAAUCGAAAGCGCAACAGAACCCCUCGAUGGCCUCCGCACCACCUGCGGAGAAGAUUCAGGACGGGCCCCUACCAACGCGCUUGAUCGUUUGCGUCGACGGAACCUGGGGUGGGCCAGAUGGCACGUUCGGAAGCCCAGAAGGGAAUAUCAGCACGGUGUUUCGAGCCUUUGCAUCCGUGAAAGAAGGCCCUGUUACGGACCAGGUGACAGGAAAACGGUGGCAACAGCAACGAAUGUAUUUCAAUGGUCUUGGAGAUAAGGGAAAUGCCAUGAAGAACUUGUUCUCGGGCGCCUUUGGGUCUGGACUUCCAGCCGAGAUCGAAAAAGUGUACGAUUACUGCUGUCGCAAUACCAAUGGCCCGAACGACGAGAUCUAUUUCUUCGGAUUCAGCCGUGGCGCAUUUACAGUUCGUGCCGUGGCGAACCUCCUUUGUUACAUGCAUGUACCCAAGGACUUGCACGAUUUCUCAAAGCAUUACCAAGAGAUGUUGGAGCUCUACCCCGAUGUCAGAGCGCCGAACAAAAACGUAAACGGACAGACCCAUCAUCACUUCAUCCGCAGUACAACACCUCCCGUAGUACGUUUUGUUGGGGCUUUCGACACUGUGAAGGCAUUCACAGACCAUGGCUUGUUCGAUGUUUUGCCCCACCCCCACAUUCAGCAUUACCGUCAUGCAUUGGCCCUCAAUGAGGAGAGAGAGCAGUUCAAACCAGAGACGGCGACACCCGAUAUCAACGCAGCAUCGUCAAAACACAGAAUCUUACAGGCUUGGUUUGUUGGUACACAUGAGGACCUAGGAGGCGCGAACUCCAAGGAUGGUCUGUCACUUUAUCCACUACAGUGGGUGCUCUCUGAAGCCGAAGCUCUUGGUCUCACGCUUGGAUUUCGACCAAUUGGGCUGGAAUACAAAGAGACAGCGUACAUCCAGGAGCCUCCUAAACCUUACAUGGACGAUCCCGUGAAGUUGGUCAUGCCGCCACAAUCGCAGCGCCAAAAGACCUCGAGCAAGCCGUCAGAAACGUCCCUGACACUUGAAAAUGGAAUUAGUGUUCGCCUUUGGGAUCUCUGCGACAUACAUGAGAACCGCAAGGACGAGUUCAAGGUGAAGAUCAACAGCUCGUACUGGGGUCCUGCGCACAGAUUAGUUUGGACAAUCAAACCUCGAUGCAUAUUCGACGAACACGUAUUGAUGGGCUAUUGCCCCACUUCCGGAUCCGAACGCGAAAGUCGACCCGCCCGCGAGUCCGACAGAGAUCUCUUCAGAGUGCUGAACGAGUGCAAGAGUACCAUCCCUGUCGUGGUGAUAUGCUCCAAAGUGGAUCUACUCAGGGCGACGUACAAGGGCCAAGUGCCCGAGGAGGAGAACGACGACCAACUGACAUAUAAGGAGCGUCGCAGGUUCGUUGAUGCCAGAGUCGCAGAACGUGUUGAUCUGUUCAAAGCGAAGAUCAAGGAGGCAUUCGUGGACACCUCUCAAGGGUAUCCGUGCAUGGCCGGUCCAAUCUUCACAAGCGAGCAGGAUGCGGAAUCCAUCAAGAAUCUUGUUGAAGUCACAUCCAGCAAUCUGAAGAACAACCAAGUGAGAGCCAUGUUUUCUCAAGCACAGGGAGUCCUGGUCGACGUAAAGGUCGAAGCAGCUAUAAAAGAGUCUCUGCGAUUAUACAAGCACGCCGUACGAACGAGCACGGUUCCGAUGGCCUAUUCCGGCAGUGUCUCAACCACAGUGGUAGCACCAAUGAUUGUGAGCGCAAUCAGUGGUAUCUUCAAUUUCCACGGCAUCAGCGGAGACAUCGCUUGGCGAUGUAUGGCCAACGUUCUGGUCAGCAACACUACUGCAAACGUGGUGCAGUUGUUUACGCAAGCUUUGGGUGGCGCUGGUGCCGUCAUGGUAGGGUCAGGCUUCGGAGCUGUGCCUGGAGCUGUAGUUGCCACGAGCGUUGCAGCUGUGUCCAUAGUAUCCGCACCCCAGUUCGGCAGAGCGUUGCUCAUGUGCGCUCUUGAUACCAUAAUCAUCCUGGACCAUGCAUUCUGGCAAUGCGACAACGACCAAAAAGAGGUUGAAAAGAAGGACAUCGACAAAUCCGCUGAAUGGUUCAACGAAGGUCCCUGCAGCAAGGUGCAUGAGGACAUCAUAGCUAUGAUUCGAGUUUGGAACCUAUUGGAUGCUUUUGACUACAAACGAAUCGAGAAAGAGAUGAAUGCUAUCGUCUCGCGGUACCGCUACCAGCCAGUCGUACAGAAUGUUGAGGAACAUCAGCAACCCUCCUCGCCGGAACCUGCUGCUGGCAAUCAGGUUGUUGAGAAAUCGUUCUGGCAAGGAUGGUUUGGUAGUUGA
Alternaria incomplexa is the source of this 2442-nucleotide messenger RNA. RefSeq lists its product as uncharacterized. The record is from RefSeq and is a predicted model, not a curated record. The coding region runs from base 1 to 2442 and encodes 813 amino acids. The transcript is spliced from 4 exons. NCBI's taxonomy places the organism in Eukaryota, Fungi, Ascomycota, Dothideomycetes, Pleosporales, Pleosporaceae.